UCCCAGAUGGAAAUCCAUAUAAGGACGCGGCACUCAAGAAAUUUCCGUCAGAAUCGUGCAACCGGUGUCAUCGAUACCAUAGGAACAUUGAAAAUUUCGACACCCUCCGAAUCAUUCUCCGACCCUACGAAUUUAGGUAUUCCCAGAAAGACGCGGGUAAUUUUUAUUAUCACUGCCAUAGCAAAAAUCCAGAACGAUCGGCACAAGUUUUUGUUGAAUCCCUGACUUUCAUCAAACCACCUUCAUCCUCAGAAGAAUUACUAGAUAUCCUCAUUACGAAAAAUUGGAAACGCCUGGAAACAACCUCUUUCACCCCUCCCUCAGACGAAGAUAUUGCUAAUAGUAAAACCCAAGUUGCGGACUCACCAAUUCUCGGACCACUCUACGAUCAAACAGUAACUCCAUACGAACAAACACAAAACCUUCGAAAAAGCGUAGAAGAUUAUUUGACUGACUACCAAGCUCAAACCGGACAUAGGUUUACACCAGCGGAUCGAUACGACUUUGAUAAUGAUCAGCCUUUUGGUGACAAUUUACCACCAGUAGAUAUCGAUCAAGUUUUUAGUAUCGCUAAAGAAGACGAAGUAGACCUACAAUCGGACGAAUUCGAGGAAAAAUCAGAUGAAGAGUUCGAACAAGCCCUAGAACAGACCGAAGAAAACAACAUAAUAAAUCCACAAGCAGACGUACCAGCCUAUCAGCCUAAUCCUCAACCAUACAGACUUCCUUCACCACCACCAGACUUACCACAAAAUCUACCAAAUCCACCAGUAGCACCUCCAGUAGUACCUCAACAAAUUCCUCCAGUAGCUCCACCACCACCUCUGUUUAAUCCAGCCCCAUUCCAACCACCACAACAGCAACAAUAUCAAGGCGAAGAAAUGUCGCAAGCAUCAUACCCUACCUUUGACGGCACCAAUCCUCGCAAAUGGAUUGCAGAGCUCGAAUUGGCAUUUAUUGCCAAUAAUUUACCCACAGAUGCUCACCCUAGAAAAAUCGGAAUUGCAGCCUUACAUUUAGGACCAGCGAAAAUGUGGUAUGUGACCAUGGACAAUAAACCUACCACGUGGGGAAGAGCUAAUGCAAGAGACGGUUUCAAGGAACUAUUCCUAGCCAAGUAUGCUACUGAUGGCAAUAGAACGCAAGUGUCCCAACAGGCCUACGCAUGUACUCAAAGGAAAACAGAGUCAGUGAAUGACUACCUCAAUGCGCUCCAAGAAAUGUGGUUAGAAUGUGGUGACCCAGCGGUUAUGCCAGAAUGGAUGAAAGUAAAUCAAUUCGUCCAUGGACUACUGCCAGCGAUAAGAACUCCAGUAAUGCAGCAAGCACCAGGAACCAUGGCCCAAGCCAUUCAAUUCGCCAAUAAUUGUUUCUAUGCAAUGAGGGCUAGUGUCCAACCGUCUCACAGUGCAGAAGUCAAUGACGCGCUCUUGGAAGAAAUUGCGGCAUUGAAAGUUCAAGUGGCAGAGUUGAAGACUUUUCCAACCAACACGAACAACAAUAAUAACAGGGGAUAUCAACAAGGCAACAGCAGCAAUCGGCGAAACGGACCUAGAUGCCACUAUUGUGGAAACAAUGGGCAUGGACAUCCGACAGGGAAGAAAGCUCAAUUGGGCAGUACCAAGAAAGAACAAUCAAGGACAGGGAAAAGGUCAGCCACGUCAGUAGAGGGCUCUGACAGUGGCAAUCGAAUAAGACCCUCGCAUGGAGCAAAGCAGUAUGGGGACUCUGACGUUUCAGGACCUACAUAUUGUAGCGCUUUUGUAGAGGAAGUGGAGAGUAGGAUUCUAGUCGAUACUGGAUCCUCAGUGACAAUAAUUUCUAGUGAACAUUUCGAUCUUAUCACUGGAAGAAUGAAGAAGAAACCUAUCCUUGAAAGUUCAAACUAUCAGAUACAAGGAGUAACAGGACAUAGAGAACAACCUAGAGGAGAAGUGAAGAACUUACCACUAAGAUUCAAGAAAACGGACCAACAUGGGGACUAA
This is a messenger RNA of Paraglomus occultum, 1985 nucleotides long. NCBI's taxonomy places the organism in Eukaryota, Fungi, Glomeromycota, Glomeromycetes, Paraglomerales, Paraglomeraceae. The record is from the annotation of a GenBank genome assembly.